AACUCCAUUGCCUCACUCAGCCUGAAGCCGUGGAGGAACAAGAAUUUAACUAAAAUUGUAAUGCUCUUCCUUCGGGAUAUUGUUUUUGAUACUGAGAUGAGAUUCUAGUGUAGUCAUCAUGUUACUUACAAUAUUGGUGUAUAAUUAAGGUCAGGCUGAUCUAGCUGCACGAGACUGCCAAACUCCAUCGAUUUUAAAGUUUUUCCCGUCUUUGUCCAUGCAUUUCUGUUUUGGCUGCACCAUUUAGCGAUAUGCUUAUUGAUACGCUAGAAACUUGUGAUGCAUAUUGUUAGUUAUACACAUUCUGUGCAAUUAUUUUAUUUGUUAGCCAGUUUCUUUUAAUCUGAAUUCUGUAUAGUUAAUGCUAAGUUUUGUUAGAUCACAGAAAUAAUGGCAGAUUCUAAUGCUUACAAUCAAAAUAAACGGCUGAGAACUCACUCUGCUUAUACUACCCCAUCUCCUUUUCACCCUCCUCCAGCACCUCUGUGGCCACUUGGAACUGCAGAAACCAUUCCAGGAAACCAUGUUCCUCAACUUCUGAUUUCCACUCCUGCUCCCAUGCCCGCUACUGGCAGUUAUACACAUGUCCAGAGUGCACCUCUUCAAAAGAAUAACUCAAUUGCUGAGCCAAUCUCCUUCUUUUGCUCCCAAAUUACCAACAGGAGAUUGGACUCUGAAACCCUACUAAUUUUAGAGUCACUUAUGGUAUGCAAAGAUGUGAAGCCUUUACUAGAGCUACGAUCCAACUUGAAAGAGUUCAUGAGAUCUCAAUCUAUCUCUAUUUUGUGUGAAAUCAAAGAGAAUAAAAACACUGAUCUUAAACUCUUGAUUCUCGAGUUCUUUGUUCGUGCUUUUGCUCUCAUUGGAGAUAUGCAGAGUUGUUUAGCUCUGAAAUAUGAGGCUUUUCUUUUGCGGAAAAUUAAGUCUUCAAGUGGCCAAUUUCUACAAGUGUCACGUAUGGAAUGGCUCAAUUUUGCUGAGCAGCUGAUUGAAAAUGGCUUUUGUUCCACUGCUAUACAGGCAUGUGAAAAUGCAAUGUUAUGCCUUCAAAUGGAUGAGGAUGCCAGUGCAGUAACAGAUCACUCCUCUGGCAAUGAAAGAAUAAGAAGACUUAAGGACCUUGCUGUAAAAUUUGCUGGUUCUAGUUCUGUUCAGGCUCAAGCAACAAAAUACUUGAAGAGGAAAACAGUUGAAAAGAGCAAAAUCUGUUCUUCAUUCGGUAAUGAAGUGCAGUAUAUGGCUAGCAUCAGUUUUCGAGAUGGAAUAAAGAAGCGGAAUAUAAGAAAAUUGUACGAAUCCCAAUGUUGGAAGGAGAAGGCUGAACCGAAACUUGAAUGACAUUUGAAAUGACGGGAUGGUUGCCUUGCUGCUGAGAAUGAAUGAGAAUGUUCCCUAACAUAUGCUUUGAUCAGCUAAUAACCUUCAAAAUGGCAUGUAAAUAAUCUUCAUUUUUUCUUAGUUGAGCUAACUAAGGUUGUUUGGCAGGGAAUGUUUGGUCAUGAUGAUUUGUUGGCUCUGCUUCAUGUCUGCAUAAUUCUUUAGAAAAACACCUUAACUUAGUUAUAAUUACAUAUUCCUGGCUCGGGUCCGAUAACACAAUUCCGGGAGGAGUCGGUAGUUGGGCACUGGAUCCCUUCGAACCUGGAAAACGUGUAACGUUGGGUCGGGAUAGAGAAUUGGUUGGGUGUUAGAAACAUGUUCAGCUAUUAUUGAUAUGCACUAGGUCAAUCAUGUUUGACCAUGUAUUGAUUUUAUCUUUUGUUAUUAAUUAGUUGACACUUUUAUUAU
Molecule: messenger RNA, 1788 nt
Organism: Mercurialis annua (annual mercury)
Lineage: Eukaryota; Viridiplantae; Streptophyta; Magnoliopsida; Malpighiales; Euphorbiaceae
Product: protein DOUBLE-STRAND BREAK FORMATION
Exons: 7
Coding region: 391-1338 (315 amino acids)
Biological process (GO): meiotic DNA double-strand break formation
Source: RefSeq, a predicted model, not a curated record